Dacryopinax primogenitus is the source of this 674-nucleotide messenger RNA. Its product is annotated as cytochrome b5. The record is from RefSeq and is a predicted model, not a curated record. The transcript has 4 exons. Bases 27 to 557 code for a protein of 176 amino acids. Lineage: Eukaryota; Fungi; Basidiomycota; Dacrymycetes; Dacrymycetales; Dacrymycetaceae. Gene Ontology annotation, cellular component: membrane; endomembrane system.
CCACCACAGGUACUCUAGUGCUGACCAUGGCAUCCCUCUUGAUGCAAAACGAAGCGCUCGUCGCCUCCCUCUCCCUCCCCAUAAACCUCACUCUCCUAGCCAGCAUCGGAUUCCUCAUCUACCGCCUGGUCUGGCCCUGCAUCCCCUCCCCUUCCCGCAUUCCCACAUCCUACAAAUCCGGCUAUUCCUGGAUGCCAGAAAAGCAUCCCCAGGUAGCGUUGUUCAAGCAGUACACACCGGUAGAAUUGGAGAAGUAUAAUGGUGUGAAGGAGAAGAGGAUAUUGCUCGCUAUUGCUGGGAAGGUGUUUGACGUUACUGCCGGUGCGGGGUUUUAUGGUCCUGAGGGACCGUAUGGGAACUUUGCGGGAAGGGACGCCUCCCGAGGGAUGGCAAAACAGUCGUUUGACGUCGAGAUGCUAACUCCCGUCGACGCGCCUAUCGACACUUUGCAGGACCUGACAUCCGAAGAGCGGGCGAAUAUGAAAAGCUGGAAAGAACAUUUUACGAACAAGUAUAUCGUUGUUGGGGAAUUGGUCGAGAAUGGGACUGCUGUGUAGUGCUCUUUUUCUGGUGGCAUGAGAGGAGCACGCCCCUAUGUGUUGUUUUCGCUUGUAUAUUUAACUUCCCACCGCGCGUUGCGCGUGAGAGCGUAAAAGUCAUCCAUUCGAGCCAAC